Molecule: messenger RNA, 2243 nt
Organism: Bactrocera latifrons
Lineage: Eukaryota; Metazoa; Arthropoda; Insecta; Diptera; Tephritidae
Product: organic cation transporter protein
Exons: 4
Coding region: 253-1905 (550 amino acids)
Biological process (GO): transmembrane transport
Cellular component (GO): membrane
Molecular function (GO): transmembrane transporter activity
Source: RefSeq, a predicted model, not a curated record
UGUUGGGUUUAACUCUUAACGGUGUUGCUGCGCGCACGCAGUUUCAUUGUGGCGCUGACCGGUGGCGUGUACUCAAGUCUGUGGCGCUUCGUGUUGGCUGUUUGUGUAUCGCGUGCUGCAGUGGAUCGCACACGCGCGCUCGACUCAUUGUGGUCCGGUAUUCAAUCGUCUCUGCUGUUAAAGUUCAAGGAGCUGAGCAUGCAAAAAUUUAUUUAAAAUAAAAAAAAAAAAAUUAAAAACAUAACCUAAAACAUGGCGGUGGAUUACGUACUUGAGGACCUUAUGGGCAAACUUGGCGAGUUUGGACGCUAUCAGGCUAUACAAUUCUUUCUGCAAGUGCUCUCUGGCCUAACAGCUGGUCUGCAUUUGCUUUCGUUAGUUACCAUAGCCGCGGUGCCCGAACAUCGUUGCUUCAUCGAGGGCAUCGAUAAUAGCAGUUACUCUUACACACCUUGGAACUCCUCGGACAUACUCGCCGCGAUACCAUUGAAACCCACUGGCGAGUUGGAUAACUGUCAUAUGUACGAUGCGCAAAAUAAUACGGUCGCAUGUACCUCGUAUGUCUAUGAUCGUACAUAUUAUCAGGAUACGCGCGCAAUCGAUUGGAAUUUAGUAUGCGACCGCCGAUGGCUCGGUUCUGUGGCACAAACUGUUUUAAUGUUGGGCGUAUUCACUGGUGCUGUCACUUUGGGUGGUCUGGCCGAUAAAGUUGGACGUAAAACGGUAUUCUGUUGGUCGGCGCUAUUGCAGUUGGUCAUUGGUGUCGCAGUGGCUUUCAUACCAGAGUAUUUUUCUUUUAUGGCAGCGCGUUUCUUCCUGGGCCUUUUCGGCUCGGCGGGCUCAUACAUAUGUGGCUUCGUACUCACCAUGGAACUAGUGGGCGCCAGUAAACGCACAGUUUGCGGCAUUACAUUCCAGACUGUCUUCGCCGGUGGUAUCAUGUUGGUAGCCGGUUGGGGUGCACUCAUCAAGGAUCGUCAGCUGCUGCAAAUAAUUUAUGGCCUACAUGGUCUGCUCUUUAUCGGCCAUUGGUGGUGGUUAGACGAAUCGCCACGUUGGCUAUGGAUGCAGGGACGUGCCGAGGAGGCAGUCGACAUUGUCAUCAGAGGUUUACGCAUUAACGGCUCUGGCAUACCGGUGGAUAAAAAUUACUAUGUACAGAAAGCCAAGCAACAGACAGCAGCGGAGGAGAAGCCCUCCGCCGGCUUGGGUGGCCUUUUCAGCACACCCAAUCUACGUAUGAAGACACUUAAUGUUUGCCUUUGUUGGUUUGCCAACUCGCUCGUCUAUUACGGGCUUUCACUCAGCGCUGGUAAAUUGUAUGGCAAUCCUUUUCUCAUACUCUUCGUUAUGGGUCUCGUAGAGUUCCCCAGCUACUUUACAAUUAUGGUAGUACUGGAUCGUUUGGGCCGCCGUCCCAUUACUAGCACGCUUAUGAUUGCUGGCGGUCUAUGUUGCAUUGUAACGGCAUUUAUUGCCCAAGGUAGCAACACGUCGACGGGUAUCGUUAUGAUGGGUAAACUGUUUAUUGCCGGUUCCUUUGCUGUGAUCUACAAUUACUCGGCCGAACUGUUUCCAACUGUUGUGCGUAACUCGGCGAUGGGUCUGGGUUCGAUGUGUGCGCGUUUCUCCGGUGCGCUCACGCCACUCAUCACGUUGCUCGAUUCAUUUGAUCCGAAAAUUCCUGCCGUUGUCUUCGGUAUUAUUUCACUCAUCUCUGGUUUUUGGGUUAUGUUCCUGCCGGAAACAAUGAACCAACCUAUGCCCGAGUCAUUAGAAGAUGGUGAGAACUUUGGCAAGGGUGACACAUGGUUCACACAAUGUGCGGGUCGUAAAUCCAGAAGAGCUAGUAAUUACCCAGAAGACCCCGAACAGAUGGUGCCACUGAAAACGAUACAGAAAUAGGAAAAAUACUACACAUUCCUCUGAUAUUCGGCGUUUUUGUUAUACAUACCUAUGUAUGUUAUUUCCAUAUCGUAUAUUAUUAUUGUUAUUACUUACUUAAUAAGUAGUAAAUUGUUUUUUAAAUUGUUACCUCGGCUUAGUGUUGAACUUACACCCAUAUCCUCUAAGCGUUACGAAGUUCGAAGCGUAAAUAACGUCGUUGGAGAGUAUAUUUUAUGACGAUGUUUUCUAAGCAGUUAAAUAUAGCACACAUUCCCGUUAGAUACGAACAAAACUGUAAUAUUUCGCAUAUAUUAUACAUUUUGAUAAAACUGUAAAAUAAAACUAAUAUAAACAAA